Cyclocybe aegerita is the source of this 2082-nucleotide messenger RNA. Lineage: Eukaryota; Fungi; Basidiomycota; Agaricomycetes; Agaricales; Hemipholiotaceae. The record is from the annotation of a GenBank genome assembly.
AUGACCUACCUCGCCAGGCUCAACCAAAGUGUGAUGCUCUUUACACUGGUUGGCAAGCCCCUGCGUGUCAAUGUCGAGCCCGGCCCCUUCCCUGAUUCGAACCUAUGCUUUUCCUGUGCUCCAUCAACCUGUCACAUGUCCGGCUGUGCCCAACUGUUUGUCUUACCCUUCCACCGUAGCGAGGAGACCGUACAACUACACAUCUUCACUACCCUCAAACUACCAUGUCCCUCACCGAUGGCCCGAGCUCUCAACACUGCGGUCUCAGGACCCUUAACCCGUUCGAACCUCUCGGUCAUCCAGGAUCGGGCCCUCGACUUGUAUAUCGAACGCACUGGCAAGAACAUCCGCAAGCCGAAUUCUUGCAGCGCUGAACUCCAACCCCUCGUCCGAUGCCAGACGAGCGCAGAAGCGAGAGAUUUUCUCGGGAAGAUGCUGCAGGAUUUACGUGCUUCACGGACGGCUGCUGCAGGACGGAGACCUUUGCUAGAAAUGCUAAAAAAGCUGCUGGACAUCGUUCUCAUCUUCAACGACGCAGCAGCCGAACUUGCCUCGGCUUUAGGCGCUCCGGGUGGCAAGGCAAUCAUUCUCGUCUUCGGUAUCAUGUUGAAGGCUGUGAGAACCAAUCAAGAACGUCUCGAAGAGCUAGAGAAGUUAUUGGAGAAACUACUUUACUUCUGUAAACGCUUCAACCUCCGAGAGAAGAUACGCGACUAUAUUUACGACACAGAACUUUUCGCAAGUAUCUUUGCCGCCAUCCUGAAUGUAAUAGGUCUUGCAACGACCAUCAUAAAGGGAAGGUGGAUACCGAAUGUUUUCAAGGGUCUCCUCGGGAACAAGGACAUACAUGAUGCUGUCACCGAACUCGACCGCCUUCUCGAGGUUGAGCUCCAGUCCGACGUUGUCCAACUUCUUGUAGACCAUAAAGAAGGUGUCAUCAAGCAAGAAGAACGUGACGCUGCGAUACAGAAGCUGCUCCAGCAACAGAAUGAUUUGCUCAACAAAGUUCAAAGAAAUAUCACCCGUCAAAUAUGGGCAGCAAAAGCGGCCUCAUCAGCAGGCAUAAUAUCGAUGGAAUCUCGUAUUGGUGAUCAUAUGAAUUCAGUGGCAAUCAGAGAACGUAACAAAAUCCUUGAUACCUUGGUCAAGGACCCGGACAAGAAUAGUAUCGUCAUUAAGAUCCCGAACCUGGGCCUUUCCAUCCAUAUAUCCAGCACUGAACAGAAUCUCCGAAUGAUCUCCAAAUACUUACCGGAUGAGACUUCGGAUGUGCCUAUGCGCCUGUUGGCUGUUGUUGCUGCCUUUGCCCUUCCUACUGCUAGCGGCUCUCUCACUGUCGGCAUCCUGAACGCUGCUAUGUUUCUGUGGUAUAUCUGUGGUGUUCCCCGAUUUCCUUCUCGGGUCGACAUUACCAUUCUUGAUGUUGAACGAGACAAAGUCUUCGUAAUGAGGGUAGAUGACUGCGAAACCUGGGAAGGAUUCCAUUCGCGCCUCGCUGAGCGUUUCAAAGAUCCAACAAAGGCUGGGCAUGGACUUGUGCAGAAGGGACAAUACGAGAUUGAGGAUGAAGAGCACAACGUCGUCAUCACGCGGGAGGAUUGGAAGCCUAAGCCUGGGAUGGUUCUUGGCAUCACGGUGGUUCUUGCAUGUACACUUGAACGAAGGGCAUCCUCUGCAUCUGUUGCAUGCCCUUACUGUGAAAGCAUCGUGCAGUAUGAUAGGCUUGAAUCACCCUCUCGCCUUACAUGCACGGAACGAAAGUGUAAUCGCACAUUCUCAGUGUCUGAUAUCGACUCAUACACCACAAAACAUCCUCUGACGUGGCCGCCUUUCGCACCUCAGGGACCGGUUACUUCCGCAGCCGAGCCCGUCAUCGCCUCAACUACAAGUGGUACCUUUCGCAAAGUGCGGCUCCUCCUCCGGCCUUCAACCCACCCUGCACAGAAAGGACAUAGGCAAACACGAGCCACCAAGGGUGUCUUCCCCACGCCGAGAACCAUCGCUGAUGCUUUCAAGAGGGUGACAGGAAAGAAAAAUCGGAUAUCAGGUGGGGGAGGGCGAAGUAAGGGGGAGGGUCGUUAA